AUGGAGGACCAGGAUUCAGCAUUUAUCAAACAGGCUACGGAGGCAAUAGUGGACGUAUCAUUGAAUGUAGAUAGCAUAGAUCCAAUAAUAAAAGAAUUACUACAAAGGGUAAGAAAUAUGCAAAACAAGUCACAAAACAGAAAAAAUUCACUCACAUCAGCAGAAAAUAGCGUUGAUAAUAGUAAUCACAGUGGAAAUGUGAAGAUCGAAAAAGAACACAGCUCAUCCAAAACUAGCAAAAGUAAAUCUCAAGAUCGUCGAGAUAGUACUGGUGAAAAGAAAUUCAGAUGUGCGAAAUGUUCGUUGGAAUUUUCAAGGUCAUCAGACUUAAGAAGACACGAGAAGACACAUUUUGCCAUAUUACCUAACAUUUGUCCUCAAUGUGGCAAAGGGUUCGCAAGGAAGGAUGCAUUGAAGAGGCACUAUGAUACAUUAACAUGCAGAAGAAACAGAACUAAAUUACUGACUGCUGGCGGUGAAAGUAUUAAUGAAUUAUUGAAAAAGGUCAAGCAGUCCAAUAUCGUUAAUCGUCAGGAGAACAAUAACAAUAGUACUAAUGAUUGA
Saccharomyces kudriavzevii IFO 1802 is the source of this 564-nucleotide messenger RNA. It is a transcript of the gene MET32, whose product is annotated as Met32p. The coding region runs from base 1 to 564 and encodes 187 amino acids. The record is from RefSeq and is a predicted model, not a curated record. Lineage: Eukaryota; Fungi; Ascomycota; Saccharomycetes; Saccharomycetales; Saccharomycetaceae. The transcript has a single exon.